ACAACCUACAAAGGGAAAUCUUCCUUCCAGACAUAUGCUGACUACCUGAAAUGGGAGACAUUCCUGCAGCAGCAACUCCAGCUCUUCCCAGAGGGCUCUGCUCUCCGGCAUGGUUUCCAGACCUGUGAGCACUGGAAGCAGAUCUUCAUGGAGAUUAUAGGAGUGCAGAGUGCCCUGUAUGGACUCGUCCUCUCGCUGGUUAUUUGUGUGGCUGCAGUGGCGGUGUUUACCACUCACAUCCUCCUCCUGCUGCCAGUGCUGCUCAGCAUUUUAGGGGUGGUCUGCUUGGUGGUGACCAUCAUGUACUGGUCUGGCUGGGAAAUGGGAGCUGUGGAAGCCAUUUCCCUCUCCAUUCUCGUUGGCUCCUCUGUCGAUUACUGCGUGCACUUGGUGGAGGGCUACCUGCUGGCAGGGGAAAACCUGCCACUACACCAGGCAGAGGACCCCACAGCGUGCCGCCAGUGGAGGACAAUUGAAGCAGUCCGUCACGUGGGUGUGGCAAUUGUCUCAAGCGCCGUCACCACAGUGAUUGCCACCGUCCCGCUGUUCUUCUGCAUCAUUGCCCCUUUUGCCAAGUUUGGGAAGAUUGUGGCCCUCAACACAGGAGUCUCCAUCCUGUACACAUUAACUGUGAGCACAGCCCUGCUGAGCAUCAUGGGGCCUGGCACCUUCAUCCGCAGCAGGACUUCCUGCCUCAAGGCUGUGGUGGGGGUGCUUCUUGCCGGCCUGCUGGGUCUAUGCAUCUGCCUUGCCCUGCUGAAGAGCGGAUUUAAGAUCCCUCUGCCUAAUGGGACAGCCCUGUAG
Fulmarus glacialis (Northern fulmar) is the source of this 804-nucleotide messenger RNA. RefSeq names its product patched domain-containing protein 2-like. Gene Ontology annotation, molecular function: transmembrane transporter activity. Lineage: Eukaryota; Metazoa; Chordata; Aves; Procellariiformes; Procellariidae. The transcript has 4 exons. The record is from RefSeq and is a predicted model, not a curated record. Gene Ontology annotation, biological process: transmembrane transport. The annotation marks the transcript as partial. Gene Ontology annotation, cellular component: membrane.